Molecule: messenger RNA, 2624 nt
Organism: Strongylocentrotus purpuratus (purple sea urchin)
Lineage: Eukaryota; Metazoa; Echinodermata; Echinoidea; Camarodonta; Strongylocentrotidae
Exons: 14
Coding region: 313-2451 (712 amino acids)
Biological process (GO): netrin-activated signaling pathway
Cellular component (GO): membrane
Molecular function (GO): netrin receptor activity
Source: RefSeq, a predicted model, not a curated record
CAAAUAAUGAAAGUUGUAUAUUUAUGCUGAUGGAAGGAUCAUGGGUUGGAUGUGAACGCUAGGAACGUGCAAGGAGAUACAGCACUACACCUGGCCGCACAUAAAGGACAAUCCCACAGCAUAGAGUUUCUGGUGUCACAGGGUGCUGAUAUCAAUCUUCGAGGUAAUGAUGGUUACACUGCCCUGUUCCUCCUUGUCGGCACUGCUGAGCUUCGUCCAAGUUCUAUCAAAGACACCCCUACACUGAGGAAGAUUCGUGAGCGUUUUAGAGAUUGUGGAGUGGAUAACAAUGCUGCCGCUGCACUUUGCUACAUGGUUCUUAAUGGAGCGUCCAUAGACCUAGAUAAUGUACAAUGUCGAACACCGCUGUCUUGCAUCAGAGAUGCUGAGCUGAAGAAGACUUUGAAGAAGAUUGCUCGUGAAAAGAUACCUGAUGAUAUGCCAUCACAAGAGGACCUCGGGGAAGAUGAGGAUGUGACGAACGGACGCCUGAGCAGUAAUUCAAUCAGUGUUGACAAUGACGAUAUUAUCGUAAAACAAAACGAUGGUCUGAGCGGCACUGAUAAAGGCUCUCCAAAUCUGAUAAGACAGGACUCGGCUGAGAGAGAAACUUGCAAGCCAGAAAUUGAAGAUGAAAUUGGACAAAUUGAAAUCCUCAAAGCCUUGCUAUCAAUAUUCAAGACAGAAGCUGACAGCUUAUCCGAUAAUGAUUCAGGCGAAGAAAACGAAGAAUCUACACUGAAGAAGGCCGCUGAGAGAGACAAUGUUAAACGCGUAAUGGACAUUCUAUCCACAUCACCAGAAAAGAUUCGCAAGCGUUUUAGAGAUCGUGGAGGUGAUAACAAUGCUGCCGCGGCACUCUGCGACAUGGUUCUGAAUGGAACGCCCAUAGAUCUAGAGAAUUACAUCAGGGAUGCUGAGCUGAAGAAGAUUGCUCGUGAAAAUACACAUGAUGACAUGCCAUCAUUGGAGGACUUCGGGGAUUAUGAGUAUGUGAAGAAGGAACACCUGAGCAGUAACUCCGACAGCGAUGAUGAUGAUGAUGACAUUAUCGUAACGCGAAACGAUGGUCUGAGCGGUACUGAUAAAGGCUCUCCAAGGCGAAUAAGACAGGACUUAGCUGAGAGUGAAAGUGGAGCUGAUUGUCUAACAGGAAACCAAAAGACAUCUGAAAGGCCAGAAAUUGAAGGAACAGACGUGGCAAGUAAGACAAUUAAUUCAAGAGGGGGCACCAUCCAUCUACGGAACCAUGGAAUCAGCCUCUGCAUUCCCGUCUCGGCGCUGCAGAAGGAUUGUAAGAUUACUCUUAAGGUUCUGCCACACCCAUCAAAUAUCCUUUUCACCGAUGACAAAGCUAUUGUCUCCCCUGGUGUAGUGUUUGAACCUUCAGGGACCACGUUUGAAAGGCCAUUAAAGUUGGUCAUCCCUCACUGUGCGGUGUUAACAGACCCCUCCAAGGCCAAAGUCACCAUGCACUUCACUCAUGAAGACACGGAAGUCACAAAGGAAGAACUGUCAUCAACUGGAACACCUAGCUGCGUAGUUCAAAAAGAUGUCCUUGAAGUCUACAUUAACCAUUUCUCAAUUUGUGAAAUGUUCAUGGUCAUUUCUGACUACUUCAUAGGAAAACGUGUCGCUUCUACGCCCUACCUUCCCAUAUCAAUGAGUCGCCUCGAACCGCAAUACUGCCAUCUACGUCUGUAUAAUGAUACUCCUGGUCUUGAAAAUUACAUCGAAACCGAGGAAAAAAAUCUUGAUUAUCGCAAGAUGGCUCCAACAAAGACAAUGUUCGUGAUCUGGAACAGAGGCGAGCUGAACAUCAGAUGCGAGGUCGAGAGAGGUCGUGUCACGGAGAACGAAAGAACCGUAUCGCUAGAUGAUAUUCGUAGAUUGGAUCGAAACGUUGUCAGUUUCUUAGUGGAAGCGACCGGUGAUGCCGAUGUAUAUGUCAAGUUCAAUUUCCAUCCUCAUUGUGACGAAGGACACGCAUUCAAUGCGAAAUUCUCUGAUGGUGAUAUAGCUUGUAACAUACAACGGCGUUCCACCAUAACUCCAUUGGAGCAAAAGGGGGCCACGUCGUCGUCUAAAGCAGCGUCAUCGGCGUCUCAGGAAAGGAAAGAUGAGGCACAAAUCGGAUCAGAAAGGCAACCAGCUAUCGCAACGCGGUUGGACGACAAACUUCUACACGAUAUCGCCGACGAAAUCGAGACUGAUGAACACCUUGACAGAUUAAUGCAAGCUCUAGAAGUCACGCAGGGGUCACAGUCACGGUAUCACGGGCUCAACAGGUUGGAAGGUCGACUUACGACUAGAGGAAGCCGUCAGAUGCUCCUGAAUUGGAGAGCAGAAACAGCGGUCACAGAGCAACAGGGCAGGCUGAAGGACGCCCUCAGCACGGCUAGGCUGUUGGACCUGAGGGACAGAUUCUUCCCUGGCAAGAAAGAAUUAUAAGAGGAGGGCGAAGAAGAAGAAUAAUUAGAAUUUAUAAAAAGGUUGUUGUUAUACCACAUGACUUAAAGGGAUAGUUGAGUUCUGUUUUCAAACCGCAAAUGCAUUCAAAGCGCAUGGUUAUUGCUCUUAUUCUUAUCUAUGACAUUUCUGGUGCCCUUUUAGAACCUAAAAUU